UUAGGAAAUGUCAAAUUUUCAGUUGCCUGCACAUCAGUUGGACCCCCAUUUCCAUACGUAACCCACUGGUCAGCGCCACUCUGAGUCAUGUGUCCCCCUCUGAGCCCGCUCCCCGUGGGUAUGGGUCUCCUUUACCAACACUAGCUCAUGCUUUCAGCUCUGGAGGGUUUCCUGCUCCAGUCCCUGAAGGGUUGGCCAAGGUGAUGGUUUGCAUUCUGAUAGUCUGUAGGAACAUGGUCACAUACUAUAUUUUCCAUGGGACCCUGCCUCAUUCGGUGCACGGGAUGGACACACAAAGGUGUAGAAUUAAGGCCUCGUGUGUAACCAUAAUGCUGACAUUUCUUAACCUUUGGGUGCUCGACUUUGCAAUCUAACCAGCGUUCUAUUAACAUAGAUUGCAUGUGUGCACGUCUGGUCUUUCAUGUCUUGCCUUAAUCCACGCAACAGGGAAGUAAGAGGGAGAGCGAAAAGCCAAGGAUCUCUGUGGUUGGCUGCUCCUUCCCCCGGGAUAAACAUGCAUCCUCCAGUGUCUAAUAAUUUCUGGGCUUGUUCUCCCUGCUGGGCUUGCAGGCAGGACACCCUGCAGCGCCACACCAGCCACCUUCAGGGCAGAGGCUGCGUUCCUCAGUGAGGUGUAGGGAGAAUGGGCCCAGAGUCUAGGCUUUCAGGAGUCUAAACAUGAGCCCUCUCUCUGCCUUAUUGUCUUCUUAUAUCCAGCUCUCUGGGACACCUGGGGGUGGAGGCCUCCACCAGCCGGGCUAAAUUCUCGGUGCUUUCAGGUUCAGUCCUGCAUGCAAGCAAAACUCUCCGUACUCGGCCUUGGUGACACCACAAGAUUAUCCUGGCAGGGCUGGGAUGUGUCACAUGACACGAGCCCCGAGCUGGUCAUUGGCCCUUGUCAAUCCUGCUCCAGUUUCCAGAUCUCCCACCUGCCCCGUGCCCUUGCUUUGAAUAUAUUGGGGGCACUCUAGGGUAGACUAGAACAAGCUUUACCCAACACGGGCAUUUGCCACUGAGUGAGUCACUAGUUGAGGGUUUCCAGAUGUCCCGAGCAGACACACUCCACUCACCUUUGCUUCAGCAGGUGCUAGUGAUGGGUGCACGUCCGGUCUCGAGCCCGAUGCGGGGGCAAGAAAUGGUAUUUAAAAUUCAGCCCCUUUACCAAGGUUGAGGUCAGGUCAUAUUUGAAAUGAACACAUUUGCUCAGCAUCACCGCCUGCCCAGAGUGUGGCGUUAGGAGCCAAUCCCGUGUUCUCAUGCUGCCAUUACUAACUGCUCCAGAGUUACCUGGGACAGGAUGGCAGGGCUGCAUCUGCACUGGCAAAGCCAGGAUAUGUCGCUCAGCCUGGGAGUGCGCCCACGUAGCCAGGCCAGGGCUCAGCGUGUCUUCUGUCUAACCCUGUUCUGAGCUGGGGCAGCUGACACGGUGGUGGAAAUGCCUGAACCCGCCUACACUAGAGCGCCUGCUGUUGCUACCAGUGGUGAAUUACGGGUGCAGUGCAGACAAGGCCCAGGAGAGGACGGAGCUGCUAACAAUUCACGGGAGGGAGGAGGAACCGCAUGCCCUUCCCAGUUAGAUGAGCUCCCCGGCCCAGCGAAAGGAAGGGAGACCAUUUCCGUUCAGGCCCUGCAGUGCUGCUGGUGCCAGUCACCGAACCAGAAAGCUGGGGGGUGUUCUUAGGGGGUGGGUGGGGAGCUGCCUGUUCUAGGCUCAGUCUGUAUAGCGCCACCAGCAGCGCUACACUGGGAAAGGCCCCGCCCGGGGUCCAUUGGUUCUUAGGGCUGACGUUGUGUGGUACCCAGUGGCUGGGGGUUGGACCCUCAGCACCGACAGAAUGGAGAUCCCUGCCUCAGGGAACUAGGCUAAGCAAGAUCAGGCCCGGGAGCUUUUGGCUGGGAGACCCGGGAGACUCCAUGGUGUAUUCAGAGUCGGCGGGUCUCUGUAACAGACUGGGCGUGCUGGCAGUCAUGGAGAUGCCAAUGGCAGGCUCCAGGCUGAUGCAAGUGGACAUCCCCCAUGCCUGCCUGACCCCAGCUCCUGCCCUGGCUCUCGGCGAUACCUGCUGAAUGGCCUUGCUGCCCAGGUGCCAGCUCUGCCCUGGAUGGAGCCUGUCACGGACGGUUACCCUGUGUUCUGUGUUUCAGGGGGGGAAGAUCCCCAUCCGCUGGACGGCCCCCGAGGCCAUUGCGUACCGCACGUUCUCCUCGGCCAGCGACGUGUGGAGCUACGGCGUCGUCAUGUGGGAGGUGUUGGCCUACGGGGAGCGGCCCUACUGGAACAUGACCAACAGGGAUGUCAUUAACUCAGUGGAGGAGGGCUACCGCCUGCCUGCCCCCAUGGGCUGCCCUACAGCCCUCCACCAGCUCAUGCUGGACUGCUGGCAGAAGGAUCGCAGCGAGCGGCCACGCUUCUCCCAGGUCGUCAGCAUCCUGGACAAGCUCAUCCGCAACCCUGAGAAUCUCAAGUGCACAGCCACGGUGAACCGGUUCACCCAAACUCCCUUUGACAGAGGCGUCUUUGAUUUCACGAGCUGCUUUACCGUGGAGGACUGGCUGGAGUCCAUCAAACUGGGGCGCUAUCGGGAGAACUUCGCCGUGGCCGGGUAUUCCUCGCUGGGGAUGGUGAUGCGGAUGAACAUCGAUGACGUUCGGAGCCUGGGGAUCACCCUCAUGGGGCACCAGAAGAAGAUCCUGAGCAGCGUCCAAAUCAUGAGGUCUCAGCUGCUGAACACCAGUGUCCCCAGGCGGCAUCUCUAAUCGCCAGCUCCCCAGACCCAGCAGCCGGCGUUCCGAAAGCACCGAUCCUGGCAGAGUGGCGAGCACAGCCGGCGGGAGACGCGCCGAGCCAGAACCUCGAGUCUCUGUGGCUUUCCGUUGCCUUGCUGGGAUUCGCGCUCCGGGUACAUUGCUGAAUCUUCUGGCUUCUUCCUCCAGCUGAGGGUAGGAGCAGCCUCCAGCGCAGGGCAGGCCACUUCCUUUUCCAUCCUGGGUCCCUGCUGGGCCGGGGCUCCUAGCCUGGCUUCGCUAGGAGCAGUGCAAUAGAAGGGGCGCACCGCCCAGGCUGGGCCCGGCCAAGGGAGUCACACUGACUGACAGCCGGGCAAGUCUCUUCCGUGUGCUGCUGCCGACUGUGUCUGAGCUGCGGUUGUACUGCCUGGAGGCUUAUCUGGAGCUCUGAGCCCUGCAAGGCCUCCCACACCAUUGCAUGGCAGAGACAGCCAAGUGCCUGCUCCCACCACCCUGCUCUACCCAGGACCUCCAGACCAGCCCCUCCAGGGUCAUUGCCCUGCUCUCAGAAGGGUCACUGGAAAACCGGACGUCUUGAGCCUCCUGCAGUAGUUUCUGCUGGUGCUGUGAGCAGACGGGACUUCCUUGGCGCUGGGAAGAGGGGCCCAGAGCGCUGGCGCGUGCUCGGGGAGAUGUGAGAAGUGCUGUCAAAGGAGAACCCGGAACCAGCUAGGAAGUCACCACUUCCUGAAUGCACCGGCACUGAACCUAGCGCAGGCAGGCCAGGGCCAGGGGAGAGCAUAUGUCUGAGGGCUACACGCUCAGGUUUCCCCCCCGAGCCCCAACAGAGCAGAGGCCAGGCUUCCGCCGCAUGAGGGGCCGCGUCCCCUCUCACGGUCCUGUCAUGUCUUCUUCCAGGUCCAAGGGGGGUUUAUUGAACUCUCAUAUUGCCUAAAACCAGCCAGGGGCUGCCAGCAGCCAGUCUGCCUUGCUGUGCUAACAGCCAGGCCUCCAGGGGAGGCCGUCACCAGCGGCACCGCUCCCAGCAGCACGCCGACCUGCGAACACACGAGGCCCCCGCCCGAGGCUCUGCUCAGCUGUCACAUCCUGGCUGCCCAGCAGGUGAGGGUUUCUCCAGGCCACCCUGCCAGGAGCUGCGCCAGCUCCUUGCUUGCGCCCCCUGUUGGUGAGCGUGCCCCCGGAAGGCAGCAGGCCAGUGCGCCGAGGUGGUUGGACGCGCUGAGCUGUCCCGAGGCAGAGAUGUGCUCGAAGCGGAGGGACUGGAGCAGACUGGAGAGGAAAGCCGGCCUCUCGCUCCCCUUUGUAAAUACGGUUUUCUACCAUGUUCAAAGCUGGUUUACUACAUCGGACUUUAGACACGCAAAAAUGGUCUCAAAGCACAGAAAGCCCAGCCCAGGGGCUGGCCGCGCUGCCAAGACUCUUCAAGGGGGCGUGAAGCCAGAGCUCGCUGAGGGACCCCACUCCUUGGGGCAGGGGAGAAGAGCUCCUCCCGACGCUGCUGUUACUCGUGCGUCUGAGACCCACGCCGCCGAUCCGCUCUCAGUGACAGCAGAGGAACUCCAGAGUCGCUCCGGUGGUUCCAGUGGAGAUCCUCUGGAUUUACAUCAGCACGUGUGACAGCGGGAUUUGGCCCGAGGUCACCUUCCAGCAGCGCCAGAGAAACUGGAGGAUGGUGGGAUGUGGGGGGAGGGGGUUAAAGCCAUUUUCCAGUCUGCAAUAAUCCUGGCUAAACUGAACCCUCCUGGGCUUGGUUUAGUUUUCAAUCCAGGGCGUCUGCAUCUCAAUUCUACUCUGGGACUAUGUCGUGGGCACCCUACUGCUUCCUAUGGAAGCUCUUCCAACGAGGGCUAGAUGCAGUAUGUGGCUCUACUUCCAUUCCACCCUCUGUGCACUCAGACCCCUCACGCACCAAUCCUGGGGGCUGUGUACUCGGAGUCUACGCCUGCGGCACACGGAACGCCCGGGGGAGGAGGGUGCCGGCUGGGCCUUACCCGCCCUGCGGCACAUGGAACGCCUGGGGGAAGGGUGUCAUCUGGGCCUUACCCACCCUGCGGCACAUGGGAGGUAUAAGGGUGGGGGGGUUCUGGAUAGAUCCUGGUUCCCAGAGGGCAGAGGGUUGGUGGAUGGUCCCUAGGGACAGGGGGGUUGCUGGAUGGGUCCUGGUACCCAGGGAUGGGGGAUGGGGUUGCUGGACAGCCCCAACCCCUCGGGACGGGAAUUGCUGGACAGGCCCUGGUCCCAGAGGAUGGGGGUUGCUGGCCAGGUGCUGGUGCCUGGAAGAGGAGUGUUGCUGGAUGGGCCCUGGUCCCCAGGGACAGAGGGUUGCUACAUGGCCCCUGCCUCUCUCUUCUUUGCCCUUGUUUUAUGGUCAGAGUCUGCACCGCUUCCCGGACAAUACAGCUCUUCCCAUUGACA
This is a messenger RNA of Trachemys scripta elegans, 5163 nucleotides long. Its product is annotated as ephrin type-A receptor 8-like. The transcript is spliced from 4 exons. Gene Ontology annotation, molecular function: transmembrane-ephrin receptor activity; ATP binding; protein binding. Gene Ontology annotation, biological process: axon guidance; protein phosphorylation. Lineage: Eukaryota; Metazoa; Chordata; Testudines; Emydidae. Bases 2068 to 2757 code for a protein of 229 amino acids. Gene Ontology annotation, cellular component: neuron projection. The record is from RefSeq and is a predicted model, not a curated record.